UCUUUUCUCUUUCUCAUAAUUCUCUUCUUUAUCGGAAAGUCUGAUCAUUGAGUCCAGUUGGCUAAUGAGGAACACCAGCGAAUAAUUAUAAGUCGUCUCUUCUUUCGCACAUCUGAAAUAGCUUUCUUUACACAUUUUUACUCCCCUGAAACCAUGAAAGAUGUUAAAGCUUUGUCCUUUUUCUAUUUUCCACUUCUUUACUGAAACCAUGUCUUCCUCCCAUUGCAACCACUGGGUUUGGUUCAUCUUGUCGUCUUCUGUCUUAAUUGGUUUCGGUAAGAGAAAAAAGCUUCUUCUUGGAGGGUUUUCAAGAACUCAACUUCUUAACACCAUGACGUUGUUGUUCUGUUCUGCUGAUUAAAAUCUAGUUUUGGGUUCGGGAGAGAUCUGAAUUUCCCAGUUACUCUUCAGCUGAAUCUGGAGAUUAGGGCCUCUUCAUCUUCUUCGCUGACACGAGUCGACAUGUCUAUAACUUGUGAACUCACUUCGAAGAAGGCAGAGGAAUCCAACGGUGGUGUGAAAUGGAUAAAAAAGCAUCUCUUCUUCAUGAUUCUGUGUUGCUUAACCACCUCUUUGGUGAUUGUUAUUUUGAUGUCCUCGGGGAAGGAGGAGGAGACCGGUUCUUGUAAUGGGGAAGGUAGAGUGUUGUACAGACAUCAAAACGUCACCAGGAGUGAGAUUCAUGACUUGGUCUCUUUGUUCUCUGAUUCAGAUCAGGUAACAUCCUUCGAAUGUCAAAAAGAAUCGAUCCCUGGAAUGUGGGCAAACUAUGGUAUUACAUGUUCUCUGAAUAUGCGUUUGGAGAAAGAGGAGACUCAAAGCGUCCAUGACAAUUCAAAGAGCUUAAUUCCCUGGAAUCUUAUUAAUCCAUCAGGCUUACAACAGAGUUUACUGCAACCCGAAAACCACAGAGAAGGGCUGGAUUGGGAGUUGUCAUCUUAUUUAAGAAAUACAUGGUGGUGCCUUAUCCUUGGUGUACUCGUGUGCCAUAAGAUUUUUGUUUCUCAUUCUAAACCACCAAAUGAGAUAGAAGGAAAAACAAAUCUGCAAGAUUCUUUAGCUCAAAAGCAGCAGCAGCAGCAACGUGCUUGUAGAGGGGCUGGGAAAUGGAGGAAGAACAUCCUUCUCCUCGGUGUCAUCGCAGGAGUUUCCAUGUCGGUUUGGUGGUUCUGGGACUCCAAUCAGAAGAUCAUACUGCAACGGAGGGAAACUUUAGAAAACAUGUGUGAUGAACGAGCCCGUGUGUUACAAGAUCAGUUCAAUGUUAGCCUGAACCAUGUUCACGCCUUAUCUAUUCUUGUAUCCACCUUUCACCAUGGUAAAACCCCAUCUGCCAUUGAUCAGAAAACAUUUGGUGAAUAUACUGAGAGAACAAACUUCGAGAGACCCCUUACCAGUGGUGUUGCGUAUGCUUUGAAAGUCCCACACUCCAAAAGAGAGCAAUUUGAGAAGGAUCAUGGAUGGACAAUAAAGAAAAUGGAAACUGAGGACCAGACACUUGUUCAAGAUUGUGUUCCUGAAAAUUUUGAUCCAGCACCUAUUCAAGACGAGUACGCUCCUGUCAUAUUUGCUCAAGAAACUGUUUCCCAUAUUGUAUCGGUUGACAUGAUGUCUGGACAAGAAGACCGUGAAAACAUCUUGAGGGCAAGGGCAUCAAGAAAGGGUGUAUUAACAUCUCCAUUUAAGCUUCUGAAGUCAAAUCAUCUCGGCGUUGUCUUGACCUUUGCUGUCUAUGACACGGACCUACCGCCUGAUGCUACCGAAGAACAACGUGUUGAAGCAACUAUUGGAUACCUUGGUGCAUCAUAUGAUAUGCCAUCGCUGGUGGAGAAACUUCUUCACCAACUUGCCAGCAAACAGACAAUUGUGGUGGAUGUUUAUGACACAAGUAACGCCUCGGGUCUAAUUAAAAUGUACGGAACUGAAAUUGGGGAUACAAGUGAAGAGUAUAUAAGUAGACUUGAUUUUGGUGAUCCAUCCAGAAAACAUGAGAUGCGCUGCAGGUUUAAAGAUAAACUUCCCAUCCCUUGGACAGCUAUAACACCGUCAGGCUUAGUGUUGAUUAUUACUUUUCUGGUUGCUUAUAUCUUCCAUGAUGCCAUCAGUCGAAUUGCCAUAGUUGAAGAGGACUGUCAGAAGAUGAUGAAACUGAAAGCUCGCGCUGAGGCUGCUGACAUUGCCAAAUCACAGUUUCUAGCAACUGUUUCUCAUGAGAUACGGACUCCAAUGAAUGGUGUUCUAGGAAUGCUGAAAAUGCUUAUGGACACUGAUCUUGACGCGAAACAAAUGGACUAUGCACAAACUGCUCAUGGGAGUGGGAAGGAUCUUAUAUCACUAAUAAACGAGGUUCUUGAUCAGGCAAAGAUUGAAUCAGGAAGGCUUGAGCUUGAAAAUGUGCCUUUUGAUAUGCGCUUAGUUCUGGAUAACGUUUCAUCUCUACUCUCUGGCAAGGCAAAUGAAAAAGGAAUUGAGUUGGCAGUUUAUGUUUCUAGUCAAGUUCCUGAUGUUGUAGUUGGUGAUCCCAGUCGGUUCAGGCAAAUAAUUACAAACCUGGUUGGAAACUCAAUCAAGUUCACACGGGAGAAGGGACACAUAUUUAUCUCGGUGCACCUUGCAGAAGAGGUGAGGGAGAGUGUUAAUAUCAAAGAUGCAGUACUAAGACAGAGGUUAGCUGUGGGAAGCAGUGAGUCCGGUGAGACAGUAAGCGGGUUUCCUGCUGUGAAUGCAUGGGGAAGCUGGGAGAGUUUCAAGACAAUUUACAGCACUGAGAAUCAUAAUUCUGAUAGAAUCAUCAAAUUGCUAGUUACAGUGGAGGACACAGGGGUGGGCAUACCUUUGGAUGCACAAGGAAGAAUAUUCACUCCUUUUAUGCAAGCUGACAGUUCCACAUCUCGUACCUAUGGUGGGACCGGCAUAGGUUUGAGCAUAAGCAAGCGUUUGGUUGAACUCAUGCAAGGAGAAAUGGGGUUUGUGAGCAGGCCUGGGAUAGGGAGUACUUUUUCAUUUACGGGAGUUUUUGGGAAAGCAGAAACAACAAGUUCGUUUAAUACUAAGUUUGAUCUAGCUAUUCAGGAGUUCAAAGGACUGAGGGCACUAGUUAUUGAUAGCAGAAACAUUCGAGCAGAGGUGACCAGAUACCAUCUGCAGAGAUUGGGAAUAUGUGCAGACAUUGUUUCAAGUCUGAGAACAGCAUGCACAUGUGUUAGCAAAUUAGGAGGUUUGGCGAUGGUUCUAAUCGACAAAGACGCGUGGAACAAGAAAGACUUUGAACUACUUGAUGGGUUGCUUAAUUGUAGCAAAGGAGCCUCCACAAGACAAACAAAGAUUUUACUUUUGGCAACCUCUGCAACUCUUUUAGAGCGCAGUGAGAUGAAGUCUUCUGGUCUGGUGGACGAGGUGGUAAUAAAGCCCCUUCGGAUGAGUGCCCUAAUAUGCUCUUUGCAAGAAACCCUGGUCAAUGGCAAGAAGAGGCAACCAAACAGAAAGCGAACGAAUCUUGGACACUUACUGAGAGGAAAGAGGAUUCUGGUUGUGGACGAUAAUCUGGUGAACAGAAGAGUCGCUGAAGGCGCACUUAAGAAAUAUGGAGCAAUCGUUACAUGCGUUGAGAGUGGGAAGGCUGCAUUGGCAAUGCUCAAGCCGCCUCACAACUUUGAUGCUUGCUUCAUGGACCUCCAGAUGCCUGAAAUGGACGGAUUUGAAGCAACGAGGAGAGUCCGUGAUCUAGAGAAGAAGAAAAUAGUUUCCGGUGAAAUGUACAGUAGCUGGCACGUUCCAAUAUUAGCAAUGACAGCUGAUGUGAUUCAGGCUACUAACGAAGAAUGCGUCAAAUGUGGGAUGGAUGGUUAUGUAUCGAAACCGUUUGAAGAAGAAGCUCUCUAUGCAGCUGUAGCGAAGUUCUUUGAAUCUGCUGGUUAAAAGACUAGAAAUCCAUUGUUGCCCCUUGUAGGAUUUGUAUAUAUAUUAACCCGACAGCUUUUUUGACGUCGAGUAGUAUAUAUCUUAAACAUCAAUGGCCUGCAGUUCAACUUCAUAUCAAGGCAAGAACCAAAUUCAUUAUCCAUUCUUCUUCACACGUGUCUUUCCCUUUAAGACCGCAACCUUUGCCUUAAAUUUUGUAUAGACAGUAUGUGGUAUUUGAUCUCCGCCUGUGUGUAUAGCUAGCUCUAUUUAUAUUCGUUCAUAUAAACCCAAACUGUCUCUACUUUAACUGUAAUAAAAAAAGCUUUUUGCA
Brassica oleracea var. oleracea is the source of this 4234-nucleotide messenger RNA. RefSeq names its product histidine kinase 2. Bases 463 to 3918 code for a protein of 1151 amino acids. Gene Ontology annotation, biological process: phosphorelay signal transduction system; phosphorylation. NCBI's taxonomy places the organism in Eukaryota, Viridiplantae, Streptophyta, Magnoliopsida, Brassicales, Brassicaceae. The record is from RefSeq and is a predicted model, not a curated record. The transcript is spliced from 13 exons. Gene Ontology annotation, molecular function: phosphorelay sensor kinase activity.